Molecule: messenger RNA, 663 nt
Organism: Cercospora beticola
Lineage: Eukaryota; Fungi; Ascomycota; Dothideomycetes; Mycosphaerellales; Mycosphaerellaceae
Product: BTB/POZ domain-containing protein
Molecular function (GO): protein binding
Source: RefSeq, a predicted model, not a curated record
AUGAGCGACGGAAUACGUGUGGCGAAGAGGCGCCGAAUCACCUCCGAUCUCGUCGAAAUCACCGUGGGCGAAGACAAGGGGGAACCCUUCAAAAUUCAGCGCUUUUUGCUCGAAGAGAACUCCGAGUUCUUCAAGGCCGCCCUUCGCGAUGAGUGGAAAGAAGGCCAAGAGAAGAAGGUCCACCUUGCAGACGACGACUGCGAGACUUUUGCAGUCUUUGAGGAAUGGCUGUACUCGGGCAAAAUCGGCUCAAAAGAGGGAUGUGACACAAAGAAGCUUACCGCACCACAAAUCUACAGAGAACAGCAGCUCAUUGCCAAGCUGUACGUACUGGGAGAGAAAUUGGUCGCCGACCGGUUUGCCAACUGUGUAUUACGGGCGAUGGCAGAGCUCUGUACAACUACCGGCUACAUCGUAACAUCGACAGCCAUGGGCACCAUCUACCGUGGCACGACAGAGACCUCACUCAUGCGAAAAUUUCUUGUGGACUCCUUCUACAAACACGUGGACCCGGAAUUCCUCACUGAGGCCAAUGCUUGGGCCGCUUGGGCGCACCCUUAUCAGUUUUGGUGCGAUCUCACCAGGAAGUGCCUUGCAUCUCACGACCGCAGCAAGGUUGCAGCCCCCGAGGACAAUAUCGAGAUCUACCUCAAGAAUGAGUAG